Messenger RNA from Arachis duranensis, 642 nucleotides. RefSeq lists its product as uncharacterized. Bases 131 to 526 code for a protein of 131 amino acids. The record is from RefSeq and is a predicted model, not a curated record. NCBI's taxonomy places the organism in Eukaryota, Viridiplantae, Streptophyta, Magnoliopsida, Fabales, Fabaceae. Gene Ontology annotation, cellular component: cytochrome b6f complex. The transcript has a single exon.
CCACCCCUUCAUCAUCAUCAUCUUUCUUCACAUUCCUCCACACAGCACAGCUAAAGCUAACUGAUCCACCAAUAAUUAAUAACCAUCACUUAUUAGCACUUGCUGAGGCAAAGGGUAACAAGCUAAGAAAAUGGCCAUGGCAACAACUGUGCUCUCUGCUCAUCAGAACAUCACGGGAGCCACGGUGACAUCAACCACCACAACCGCCAAGACCAACAAGAGAAUGAGCAAAGUAGUGCACAUAAGAGGCCUAAACUCAUUUGGGGGUCUGAAGGCCACAAAUGGAGUUGUCUCUAUGGGUCUUCCUUUGAGCACUGAGAAUUGUUUUGCUAAGAUGGUGAGUUCAGUGAAGGCCAACAAGGCCUCAAAUGGAAAAAAAGGAGGAGCUCUCUCAUCCACCUGCAAUGCCGCAGCUGAGAUAUUCACCAUUGCUGCCAUCAUGAACGGUCUUGUUCUUGUUGGGGUUGCUGUUGGCUUUGUUCUUCUUAGGGUUGAAGCCUGGGUGGAGGAGACUGAGGCUGAGUAAACUCUCUCUGGAUCAGAAUUCAGAUGGUAGCAAUAUAUUCAUAUUCAUAAUACUUGUAUGUUUUGUAUAUCGAAUGCUUUUCUUCUGCUUUGGAUUAUAACCUUUUUAUUUGUCAA